AUUACAAGUUGGGUCGGGAAGCACCCACUUUCUAGUACUUGGUUUUAUGUAUUUGCCUUUUGGAGUUUUGGUGUUUGUUUCUUUUUCCUUCGUAUGUCCUUUUGUAUUUGAUACCUUGGCCAACUUGUUGGGAUCUUGCCUUGAAAAGAAGUUCCAAGCGCAGCAAGAAAUCUUUUGUAAUGGCUUCACCGAUUCGAAGAAGCGGUAGAUUGCAGCUUGCAGAGAUUAUGAAAAGGCCAAAAGUACACGCUGUGCAUGUCGACCUGGGCAAUGAUGACAAGGAUUCUGUGGAAGAUGGAGGUGCAAAUGGGAAUGAUAAUGCUAUUUCAGAUGUGUCUGGAGAUGAUGCAGUGUUUGGGGGAGAUGAAGGCGGGAAUGUUGAAGAGGAGACUGACAGUGAUGAUGCAUUUGAUGACCCACCUCAGAAGACAACAACUGACCCUUCGCCUAGUGCUUCGAGGAAGAAUGCUGCAACAGUAAAGAAACGAAAGAGGGAGGGGAUAACCAAAUUGAAGGAGAAGUACCUACGAAUUCAGUCAAGAGCUUCUCCAAACGUUUUGCAAAAAGUGGUUGAAGCUCUGAACGAAGAUCAGAGGAGGGAAGUUGUGAGAAUUGGGUUUGGGUCUAUGUUAAAGAUCAAGAUAACAGAGCUUCCAGCGAAGCUAGGAUUUUGGGUGGUAGAGAAAUUUAAUCCUAGGAGUAGCAGUAUUGUACUUGCAGAUGGAACGAAGGUGCGUGUUACGGUGGAUGAUAUUAGACAUGUUUUGGGUUUGCCGUGUGGGCGUGCUAAGGUGUUCUACGUGGACCGAGUGGUGCUCUAUAGAAGGGACGUUGAGAGAAUGUCGCCUGCAUUUCUAGGAUGGACAUCGAAGAUCCUAAGGGAUAGGGAAAACAAUGAGGUCAAAGCAGGUGGAUUCGGGUUGGGAUAUGAUGAUGGAAGAUUUGUUGGUGAGGUGGUGGAUGCGAGCUCUGGUGGCACAGAUGUCGGGGCAGGUUUAGAACAGGAUAAUGUGGAAAAUGGAAAUGGUGAUGCACCAGAACCAAUGGGAGAGACGAGGGAUGAUCCGGUUGAGGUUUUUGUUCAAAAGUUUGCAGAAAAGGGGAGAAUUUUGGCUACUACAAUCAUCGAACUAGUGUCGUUGAUUGAGAGUGCACCACCUGGUACUAUGGAGAAUGAUUUGUUCAAACAGCUGCAGCUUGCAGCGGGUAGAUUAUUGGGUCUGGCCCAACGUAGAGGUGGUGGAAGCUUAGAAACACCUCAGGGAGGAUUUUCAGAGGUGACCUAUGAUGAAGGUUUCUGGAGCGACCCGGCAAACAUAGAUCAGUUGAUAGCCAAUGAACAGGCAGUGCUAGCACGUUCAAAAUACAAGAAGAUCAUGGAGCAGGCAGUUGAUAUGGAUUUGGCUGGUGGAAACAGGAUUCAGGCGGACAGGAUUGGUAUGACAGCGGUUGCUGGUGUGAGUGCAGUGGGUGAUGGUACUGUGCAAGGAACUGUUACAGAAUGUUCAAAAGCAGUGGUGAAGCCAUUGAAUGCAGCAAGGAAGAGGGUGACGAAUUGGGUGUUGCAGAAUCCAAAUGCUCCAAAGGAUGAAGCUGUUUUCGUGAAGGAUGGAUUGGAGUUGACAAGAGGUGAAAUUGCGUCGUUGGAUAUUGGGAAACAUAUUUCCAAGAGGGUGAUAGAUGUGUUGUCAACAAUACUGAACCACAAUGAGAAAUUCAGAAGUGACAAUUCCCCAUUGCGUGUGUUUGCUAGGAGCAUGGAUUGUGUUGCGAAUGGGGAUAUAGUAGAUGUGUCUGAGGCGAAUGUGAAGAACAUGUUUGCAAAUGCGCUGCUUCCUGCGUGGGAUGACAUGGCAGAUGAUUUCAACUGGGGGAAAGCUGAACUGUUUUUCUUUCCUAUUAUGCAACAGAACUGGGCAUAUGUGUUGUGUGUUGACCUAAAAAGCAGACGUUGUGACAUCCUGGAUAGCUCUUCAGCGAAAGCAAAAAACGAAGACAGAUAUGGCGACAUGCCAAAGCGAGUUGUGAGGUUGUUGGGUGAUUUUCUUGAGCAGCAGAGGUUUGUUUACAAAGGAAAAUGUGUUAGAGAAAUGCUUGCUAAGAGAAUUACGUUCCCUUGGAGAGAUCCGAAGGCUACCUUUGAUUAUGGUGUGGCGACCAUGCGUCAUAUGGAGACAUAUAUGGGGGAUGGUGGAAAGGGAUGGAACAGUGGCUUGUCGAAGAUAAAUCAGAAGCCUAUGCUGUUGCUGCGCUGCAAGUACUGUGCAUGUAUACUUCUAAGCCCAGUUAAUGCACUGUUGGACAAGGUUUACGCAGAGUCAGAGACACUUGAAAGGGAGAGGAAGGGAAAGGAUCCUAAGUGAACCCACACCUAGAAUGGCUGCAUCUUAUUUUUGUGUGUUUGUUGAAUUAUUUUUAUUAGUUGUUGGUGAAAGUUGGUGACACCAUACAUUGAUGGAAGUGCUAUAAGGAAACUAAUUAUCAGCCCAUAGUUUGGUUUAUUAUUAUAUUUUUUGUGUGGAUUUGAGGAAAUUGGUUUUUUGUAGAAGGUGUGAAUGGUUAUGGUUUUUUGAAUGAAGAUGUGGUGUUGCC
Molecule: messenger RNA, 2592 nt
Organism: Cuscuta campestris
Lineage: Eukaryota; Viridiplantae; Streptophyta; Magnoliopsida; Solanales; Convolvulaceae
Source: the annotation of a GenBank genome assembly